AUGCCGGACUCUGCCACAACGUUACUAAGCAACGUCAGCGUUGAUGCACCUGUAUAUGCGAACACCUCUUUAUAUUUCACUGAUUCGUUACUGGGGUCUGCUGUGUCACACAACGGAGGCGGAUUGAGUUUCUGCAGGAGCUUCUCCACUUCUGUGUGCAGGACUGAAGCCAGUGGACAGCUGCAGUCAACACACUAUCACCUGGUUUACACCUGCAAAGUGUGCUCCACUCGCUCUAUGAAGACAAUAUCCAAGCUGGCCUAUCACAAGGGUGUUGUCAUAGUAACUUGUCCUGGAUGUAACAACCACCACGUGAUCGCUGAUAAUCUGCAGUGGUUCUCUGACCUGGAGGGGAAAAGAAACAUAGAGGAGAUCCUGGCUGCUAAAGGAGAAUCAGUGCGAAGAGUUCAAGGAAACGAGGCCCUGGAAAUUGUUGCAGAGAAAUCAAUAAAGGAGGCAUCCAGAAAUAAUCCAGAUGAACAGAAACCACCACAUCUGAGCGAUGAUUCAGACAAAACAUGAUUGACAUUUGUCAACUGCAUCACUGGACAUUUAUUAUUGUGAUAUUUUUAAUAAUCUUCUUCUUAAAGCAUUAAAAACAACUAUCUGAUCACUUUGGAGUAGUUGUUUUUAAGUGUUUGGCUCCUCCUUGUGGUCACUGCAACAUUUUCACUUGAAUGCCCUUUGAUAUUUUCAACUGCAUCACACUUUAUCAGCGGCCUUCGACUGGUAAACAUGAAGACAACCA
Messenger RNA from Sinocyclocheilus anshuiensis, 748 nucleotides. RefSeq names its product DNL-type zinc finger protein-like. Gene Ontology annotation, cellular component: mitochondrion. The transcript is spliced from 4 exons. Lineage: Eukaryota; Metazoa; Chordata; Actinopteri; Cypriniformes; Cyprinidae. Gene Ontology annotation, molecular function: zinc ion binding; protein-folding chaperone binding. Gene Ontology annotation, biological process: protein import into mitochondrial matrix; protein stabilization; protein folding. Bases 1 to 522 code for a protein of 173 amino acids. The record is from RefSeq and is a predicted model, not a curated record.